AUGGAAGUGUACAUUAACCAGAUACAAUCAUCUAGUGGAGCCUACGAAGAGUCCUGCACACAGUGCGAAUUGUUAGAUGGCGCCGCCACGUUGCAGUGCUAUUGCACAGGAACAUUCGCCAAUGAGAGUGGUAACUCGACAUUGAACCUGGAGGAAUAUAUUGCCAAUUACGACGGUCAUCUUCUCUCCAGUCUCGAGGGGACACCGAGCGUCCCGAGUGACUCCUCGCUUGCAGUACCUUCCAAUGUUGUCUUGAGUUUAAAUGCUUUUGUGGGGACCGGCACUUCAUGCCCGAGCAAUGAGGGGGCUUAUUUGAAUUUUGUAGGACCCGAGCCUUGCUGGGGCCUUUAUGUUUCUCCUGAACCAGUAGUUUGGAGCUCAUUUCGGGCUACCUCGAAUCCUGGAUGGUCCAUCAGCGUUUAUAAUGUCUCGACUUGCACUGGAACUCCCAUAGUUACUUUCGACCAGGACAGCGUGAAUGAUUGCAUUGCAGUUGGGCAAGAUGGGGGCAUCUAUCUGUCCAUCAUGCCACUAUGGAACUGGGACUAA
Talaromyces stipitatus ATCC 10500 is the source of this 549-nucleotide messenger RNA. RefSeq lists its product as uncharacterized. The coding region runs from base 1 to 549 and encodes 182 amino acids. The transcript is spliced from 2 exons. NCBI's taxonomy places the organism in Eukaryota, Fungi, Ascomycota, Eurotiomycetes, Eurotiales, Trichocomaceae. The record is from RefSeq and is a predicted model, not a curated record.